UAAAGGAAAACCCUCUUUAGAAUGCCUACAGUAGUGAAUUCUUCCUUGACAUAUGAAAUUCUUAUGUACUUGAAUUCCUUUUACUUUGGUAUGUUUGCUGUGUGCGAGUUGGGCAUGGGACUCUUCAAGGCUGCUAAUUUGCCAUCUCCGGGCACGAGUACUACACUAACUGAGUUUGCACUGUUAUUCUUCCUUAUAGCUACGGAGGGUGCCAGGAUCUAUUUGGGAAGGAAAGGAAAUUUAACUGAACGAGGCCUACCAAUACUCAUUGGAAUUUUUUUAACGUUUCCUAGCUCGUUGGCAACUUUGUAUUUCUUAUUUUGGCAGAAUUAUGUGCUUAAAUUAGAAGUUAUCCUUUGUAGUAUACAAUUAGUCAUUUUAGCAGUGGAGCUUAUUAUAUCGGUCAUGUACCUCAUAGCUAUUUAUCGUCCUCCAUCUCCUAAAGAAUGAUCUGUGCGUUAUUGGUUUUGUUUCUGAGACAUUAGCAUGUUGCACGUUGAUACGCUAUUACAUUAUAUAUAUUUUACACUUACUUACAUAUCUUGCGUAUUAUCAAACACUCAGAUAUUUUAAAAGACUAUUGUAUUCCUUAUGAUCGAACAAGAUUCUGUGUCUUAACUAAACAAUUAGAGCAUCUUUACCAUGGUUUCACACGUAGAUAUAAUUAGAUCCUUUUCAAAAAUUUCUAUACGUAAAUAAUAUCAUUCAUUCUUAUUAUUAAAUCUUUCAUAGUUAAGACAAUUAAUGAUGCGAAUGUUCAUGUAUUUUCAUAUGUUAGAUUAUGAAAAGAAAAAAAAAA
Polistes dominula (European paper wasp) is the source of this 799-nucleotide messenger RNA. Its product is annotated as transmembrane protein 216. Gene Ontology annotation, biological process: non-motile cilium assembly. NCBI's taxonomy places the organism in Eukaryota, Metazoa, Arthropoda, Insecta, Hymenoptera, Vespidae. The record is from RefSeq and is a predicted model, not a curated record. Gene Ontology annotation, cellular component: ciliary transition zone.